Molecule: messenger RNA, 1080 nt
Organism: Arvicola amphibius (Eurasian water vole)
Lineage: Eukaryota; Metazoa; Chordata; Mammalia; Rodentia; Cricetidae
Gene: Isl2
Product: ISL LIM homeobox 2
Exons: 6
Coding region: 1-1080 (359 amino acids)
Biological process (GO): neuron fate specification; axonogenesis; positive regulation of transcription by RNA polymerase II
Cellular component (GO): nucleus
Molecular function (GO): cis-regulatory region sequence-specific DNA binding; DNA-binding transcription factor activity, RNA polymerase II-specific
Source: RefSeq, a predicted model, not a curated record
AUGGUGGAUAUUAUUUUUCAUUAUCCUUUUCUGGGUGCUAUGGGGGAUCAUUCCAAGAAGAAGCCCGGGACGGCCAUGUGCGUGGGCUGCGGGAGUCAGAUCCACGACCAGUUUAUCCUUCGGGUGUCGCCCGACCUCGAGUGGCACGCCGCCUGCCUCAAGUGCGCCGAGUGCAGCCAGUACCUGGACGAGACGUGCACGUGCUUCGUGAGAGACGGGAAAACCUACUGCAAGCGGGACUACGUCAGGCUGUUCGGCAUCAAGUGCGCCCAGUGCCAGGUGGGCUUCAGCAGCAGCGACCUGGUGAUGCGGGCGCGGGACAGCGUGUACCACAUCGAGUGCUUCCGCUGCUCCGUGUGCAGCCGCCAGCUGCUGCCAGGAGAUGAGUUCUCGCUGCGGGAGCACGAGCUGCUCUGCCGAGCCGACCACGGCCUCCUGCUGGAGCGCGCUGCGGCCGGCAGCCCGCGUAGCCCCGGCCCGCUCCCCGGCGCCCGCGGCCUGCAUCUGCCAGACACCGGGUCUGGACGGCAGCCGUCGCUGCGCACGCACGUGCACAAGCAGGCAGAGAAGACAACCAGGGUGCGGACUGUGCUCAACGAGAAGCAGCUGCACACCCUGAGGACCUGCUAUGCCGCUAACCCGCGGCCCGACGCGCUCAUGAAGGAGCAGCUAGUGGAGAUGACUGGCCUGAGCCCACGGGUCAUCCGCGUGUGGUUCCAGAACAAGCGUUGCAAGGACAAGAAGAAGUCCAUUCUCAUGAAGCAGCUACAGCAGCAGCAGCACAGCGACAAGGCGAGCCUCCAGGGACUGACUGGGACGCCCCUGGUGGCGGGCAGCCCCAUCCGCCAUGAGAACGCGGUGCAGGGCAGCGCAGUGGAGGUGCAGACGUACCAGCCGCCUUGGAAAGCGCUCAGCGAGUUCGCACUCCAGAGUGACCUGGACCAGCCCGCUUUUCAACAGCUGGUCUCCUUCUCAGAGUCUGGCUCCCUAGGCAACUCCUCCGGGAGCGACGUGACCUCUCUGUCCUCACAGCUCCCGGACACCCCCAACAGUAUGGUGCCGAGUCCCGUGGAGACGUGA